AUGGUGAAGUUCACGUUCGAGGAUUUGCGCGCGAUCAUGGACAAGAAGAACAACAUUCGUAACAUGUCCGUGAUUGCGCACGUGGACCACGGCAAGUCGACUCUCACCGACUCGCUCGUGGCUGCUGCUGGUAUCAUCGCGCAGGAGACUGCCGGUGACGUUCGUCUAACAGAUACCCGCGCCGAUGAGGCCGAGCGCGGUAUCACCAUCAAGUCUACUGGCAUUUCGCUCUACUACCAGAUGACCGAGGAGGAGCUGGAGGGUCUGGAAGGCGUCAGGGACGGCAACGAGUACCUGAUCAACCUGAUUGAUUCGCCCGGCCACGUUGACUUCUCGUCCGAGGUCACUGCUGCUCUUCGUAUCACCGACGGCGCGCUCGUCGUCGUGGAUUGCAUCGAGGGUGUGUGCGUGCAGACCGAGACCGUGCUGCGCCAGGCCCUUGGUGAGCGUAUUCGGCCAGUCCUGACCGUGAACAAGAUGGAUCGCUGCUUCCUGGAGCUGCAGCUCGACGGCGAGGAGGCCUACCAGACGUUCCGUCGUGUGAUUGAGAACAUCAACGUCAUCAUGGCCACGUACGAGGACAAGCUGCUCGGCGAUGUCAUGGUGGCGCCCGAGAAGGGUACCGUGGCGUUCUCCGCGGGGCUGCACGGGUGGGCGUUCACGCUGACCAACUUCGCCAAGAUGUACGCUGAGAAGUUCAAGGUGGACCGCGCGAAGAUGAUGGAGCGCCUGUGGGGUGAGAACUUCUUCGAUACCGCCACCAAGAAGUGGACCACCAAGAACACCGGCUCGCCCACUUGCUCUCGUGGUUUCGUCCAGUUCUGCUACAACCCCAUCAAGCAGGUUAUCUCGGCGGCGAUGAACGACGAGAAGGCGAAGCUGUUCCCCAUGCUGGAGAAGCUCAAGGCCGUGCUGCCCAGCGACGCCAAGGAGCUGUCCGGCAAGCCGCUCAUGAAGCGUACCAUGCAGGCGUGGCUGCCCGCCCAGGCGGCGCUGCUGGAGAUGAUGAUCUUCCACUUGCCGUCCCCCGCCAAGGCGCAGAGGUACCGUGUGGAGAACCUGUACGAGGGUCCCCUGGACGACCAGUACGCCAAUGCCAUCCGCAACUGCGACCCCGAGGGUCCGCUCAUGCUCUACGUGUCUAAGAUGAUUCCCGCCUCCGACAAGGGUCGCUUCUUUGCGUUCGGGCGUGUGUUCGCCGGUAAGGUGGCGACGGGCAUGAAGGUGCGCAUCAUGGGCCCCAACUACGUGCCCGGCAGCAAGAAGGACCUGUACGUCAAGUCCGUGCAGCGUACCGUCGUGUGGAUGGGACGCAAGCAGGAGUCGGUGGAGGACGUGCCCUGCGGUAACACGGUGGCCAUGGUGGGGCUGGACCAGUUCAUCACCAAGAACGCCACGCUCACAGGCGAGAAGGAGGUGGACGCGCACCCCAUCAAGGCCAUGAAGUUCUCGGUGUCGCCCGUUGUGCGUGUGGCCGUGCAGUGCAAGGUGGCGUCCGACCUGCCCAAGCUGGUGGAGGGGCUGAAGCGCCUGAGCAAAAGUGACCCCAUGGUGGUGUGCAGCAUUGAGGAGAGCGGCGAGCACAUUGUGGCCGGCGCUGGCGAGCUUCAUCUCGAGAUUUGCCUCAAGGAUCUCCAGGAUGACUUCAUGGGAGGAGCUGAGAUCAUCAUCUCGGACCCUGUGGUGUCCUUCCGCGAGACUGUGCUGGACCAAAGUGAGCGCACCGUCAUGGCCAAGUCGCCCAACAAGCACAACAGGCUCUACUUCCAGGCCAGGCCUCUGGAGGACGGUCUCGCUGAGGCCAUCGACGAUGGCCGCAUAGGCCCCCGCGACGACCCCAAGGGCCGUGUUGAGAUCCUCACCAAGGAGUUCGGGUGGGACAAGGAAAUUGCGCGCAAGAUUUGGUGCUUUGGGCCUGACACCCUGGGGCCUAACAUCAUUGUGGACAUGUGUAAGGGAGUGCAGUACCUGUCUGAAAUCAGGGAGCAUGUGGUGGCUGGUUUCCAGUGGGCCAGCAAGGAGGGUGCUCUGGCGGAGGAGAACAUGCGUGGCAUUGCGUUCGAGCUGUACGACGUGGUGCUGCACACUGACGCCAUCCAUCGCGGUGGUGGCCAGCUCAUCCCCACUGCCCGCCGUGUGUUCUACGCCGCGCAGCUCACUGCCAAGCCGCGCCUGCUGGAGCCCGUGUACCUGGUGGAGAUCCAGGCGCCCGAGGGUGCUCUCGGUGGUAUCUACUCCACGCUGAACCAGAAGCGUGGGCAGGUGUUUGAGGAGAUGCAGAGGCCGGGUACGCCCCUGUACAACAUCAAGGCGCAUCUGCCUGUCAUUGAGAGCUUUGGCUUCUCUGCUCAGCUGCGUGCUGCCACGUCUGGGCAAGCGUUCCCGCAGUGUGUGUUUGACCACUGGGAGAUGCUCAUGUCGGAUCCCCUGGAGCCUGGCACCCAGUCGUUCAAGAUUGUGGAGGAUAUCCGUAAGCGCAAGGGCAUCAAGCUUCAGCCUCCUCCCCUCUCCGAGUGGGAGGACAAGCUGUAA
Messenger RNA from Closterium sp. Naga37s-1, 2532 nucleotides. The record is from the annotation of a GenBank genome assembly. Lineage: Eukaryota; Viridiplantae; Streptophyta; Zygnematophyceae; Desmidiales; Closteriaceae.